AGUUGAAAUCCAAGUGCGCAAGUUUCUCCAGAAAAAUCUCGCCACGUCAUGCAGACAGCACCGGAAAAAAAAAUAUCAGGGGAGGAAAUCCAGAGUUUUUCCCAUCUUGAGUUUCACUCUAUCGCAAAUAGUGGGCUGAAAUACAGAGAGGUUUCCCAUUUUCGUAUUGAGAAUAUGCAUAAGAGCGGUUUGUUGGUGUUGGUGCUGCUGGGGUUGACUGGAUUUCAUCAUGGGGCUGAAGCUGAACAGGAGGACCAGCAUGUGGUGGAACUGGUUCGAAGCAUGAUCAAUGAGGCCACGGAUCCCUUGAACACGUCGGCGGUUGUGACUCUGGACCAAAAACAGAUGCCUUGUUUGUACAAGAGCCGCGUUGUCUCGGAUCCUGAUACAAACAAGGAUGAAGAUCCUGGCAAACAACUGGUAUCACAUGCCAGAUCUCUCCUCAUUGGAACCAUGAGAGGUAUUAUCGUGGCCCUGCACCCAGACAGUGCUCUUCCAGACUGCGAACACUUGAUGACCUCGGAUAAAGUAAAAGGUGAUGAGUCUGCCAAACCAGUCCCAAAUGUUGUGGUGAUUGAAAAUCAAACUGAGUCUCUCCAAGUGAUGGAUGACAAUCCUGACGUCAUGUACUUGAGCGCCAAUGACUCUCUAUCGAAAGCUUGGGCCUUUAUGCAGGAAUAG
This is a messenger RNA of Notodromas monacha, 681 nucleotides long. The record is from the annotation of a GenBank genome assembly. NCBI's taxonomy places the organism in Eukaryota, Metazoa, Arthropoda, Ostracoda, Podocopida, Cyprididae.